Molecule: messenger RNA, 1280 nt
Organism: Truncatella angustata
Lineage: Eukaryota; Fungi; Ascomycota; Sordariomycetes; Amphisphaeriales; Sporocadaceae
Product: voltage-gated shaker-like K+ channel, subunit
Exons: 4
Coding region: 222-1211 (329 amino acids)
Cellular component (GO): cytoplasm
Source: RefSeq, a predicted model, not a curated record
UGCAACAACUGCGUGGACCUUGGAUGACGUAAAAACUCAAAGUCUUUUCACAUAAAUUGGCAGCAUUUCAACAUAACGGGUGAAUGUCGAUUGGAGAUUGAUACCGUGAAGCCUGGUGAUACAUGAAAAAUCUCUCUUGACAACAUUACCACCGCUAUACCAGGAGGAUUGUGAGCAUUCGAGUACAGUGAAUAACCCCACUCUUAGCUUGUCGAAAAACCAUGCCUCAACUUGCUGGUAAGGAGGUAGGCUCCAUUGGCUUCGGCCUCAUGGGCUUGACUUGGCGUCCCAAGCCAUGCCCUCAGGAACAGGCCUUUGAGACUAUGCGCACGGCACUUAAGAAUGGAAAUAACUUCUGGAAUGGUGGCGAGUUCUAUGGUCCACCCGAAUACAACAGUCUAGUACUUUUAGAGCGAUACUUUGAGAAAUACCCUGGAGAUGCCGACAAGGUAGUUCUUAGCAUCAAGGGUGGCAUGAACCCCAAGACUCAUAAGCCGGAUGGUUCGCCUGAGAACACGCGGCGGACCAUCGAUGAUUGUAUGGCACAACUCAAAGGCCGUAAGAAGAUCGACCUGUUCGAGUUUGCCCGCCGGGAUCAAAAUGUGCCCAUGGAGGAGACUUUUCGUAUCAUCAAUGACGAAUACGUGAAAACCGGAAAGAUCGGAGGCAUUUCUCUUUCGGAGGUGCGAGUCGAGACGAUUCAUGAGGCUGUGAAGCACACUAAGGUCGAGGCUGUAGAAAUCGAGCUCUCGCUCUUUUCUACCGAGGUUCUGGACAACGGUGUUGCGGCAGCUUGCGCCAAGUACGGAAUCCCUAUGAUCGCCUAUUCGCCGAUUGGCAGAGGCAUGUUGACGGGUCAGAUCAAGAAGCCCGAAGAUAUCCCGGAAGACUUCAUGACCCGCCAAUUCCCGCGAUUUAAGCCGGGCAACUUCGAGAUCAACGUUCAACUGGUUCAUCAGGUCGAAGACAUGGCUAAGAAGAAGGGCUGUACCCCAGCUCAGCUCGCUAUCAACUGGACAAGAGCGCUAUCAAGCCGUCCUGGCAUGCCGACCAUUAUCCCCAUCCCAGGUGCUACGACAGCAGCACGGGUGGAUGAAAAUAGCAAGGAGAUUGAAAUCACAGAUGAGGAGCUGGCCCAGAUUGAUGCUACCCUGGCCAAGUUUACGACAGCUGGCGAGCGGUAUCCCCCCGAGAUUCCUAUCAACACCUAAAGUGGUAGAAUUUUGAUUCUAGUGCAUAUAAGAAAUAUUGCUGCAUAUAAUAAAAAACCCAAUGUUGAA